CAUUUUACCAACACCCAUAAUAUAAACCUUACAUACAUACAUUACUUAUUGUUUAACAAUGGUUAUAUUUAGACCUAAAUUUGUCAAAUAUGCAUUGAAUAUGCAUUUAUGAAGAUUAUUUUCAUUUUUUCCUUAGCCAAAAAAAACGUUAUAGUCCCGCAUUUUAAAAAAGAAGCCCGCACUAAAGCUUCCUAAGUUUCAAGAUGGACGACUGUACGCUAGAAAAACUUGUCAUUAAACCAGGCAAGUUAUCGCCAAGUUUUAACAAGAACCACCUCGAGUACGAAGUAACAGUGCCAAGCAAUGUAACAAAAAUCAAUAUUGAUCCAUUGGCAAGUGACUCCGGUGCAUCAUACUGUAUAUUCGGAGGAGAUGGGGGCAAGGAUGUCCCCCUCAAAGAAGGUGCAGUGACAGAUAUAAAGAUUGAGGUGACUUCUGAAGAUGGGACAAUAAAACAUUAUUUCAUACACGCAAAGAGGUUGUCAGCCAAAGAUGCUUUCCUCAGUGAUCUGCAGUUAUCAGUGGGAAAUAUCAGUCCUGAGUUUAAUCCAGACGUCCUCAGUUAUUCCUGUCUUCUUCCUUGUAAUGUUGCUGAAGUUGUACUUAAACCAGUGGCCCCCGAUACUAAAAACGUUGUGCUUGUUUGCGGGGGAAAACCAGGCACUCCAACUGCACUGAAUGUUGGUGAAACAAAUUGUUCUGUAGAGGUGACAUCAGCUGAUGGCUCAAACAAAAAGACUUACAUCGUGGAUGUGAUCAGAAAACAGAUUCCCCGAUUUGUGAAGUUGUUGGAUGAAAAGCUGGCUAAAGAAUUUGAAUGUCCAUUUACUCUGAGUGUUCUUUAUCGUCCAAUCACCAUAAGAGGAAGUAAUCCGAAGAACACAUACUCUGCUCCAAAUAUUGAUGAGAAAACACGCAAGUCUAAAAUUGACCCAUUGAGUGGGAUGCCAUUAGGAAAGGACUGGAGAAUUGUGGAUUAUGAAUUGGAUAAAAAGAUUGCAGUUGCAAUGGCUACAAUUCCACUUACGAAUAAAAAGAUGUUGGAUCCAGCUAAGUUUUCAGAGCUGGCAGCAGAAAUUGAAAAGUGCAACAUUGCUCCUCCAGUGGAAGACGUCACUGACAAAUUCAAAAGUGUAACAGCUCCUCUGAACCAUUCUGUACAGGUCAGAAAAUGGGAGAAAAACUUGCAACAGAUUUUUGAUGAAACUGAUGUUACUGAAAUGUGUAAAAAUGCAGACUCCUUUUUAAGCAAAUAUUUUGAGUCUCUACCAAAAUCAGGACAGUCUAUGCAGUGGGCUCAUGGAGAAACACCAUUAGAUUUUUUGGAUAAUGCUGCCUAUAAUUUUGCCAGUGCCAUUAAAUUCAAACCAAAAGAUGCAGCCCUGCACUUGAAGCUUGGGCAAGUGCUUGAAGAAAGAUAUUAUGCUGAAGAUUUAUUUGGUCUCAAAAAAGAGGAGGGUGGGGAGUCCUUGCCAUCCUUCAACUUUGAAGCCAAAGAGAGUUCAAAAGAGGAGGAGUGUGCAGCCAUUUGUAAAUUACGCGGGGUGGACAGUGCUUCUGCCCCGAUAGCUCUACAACUGAAGGCCAUUGAUGAGGAAUAUCAUCAUCUUCUGAACAAUAACCAGAGUGGCAAGGCAGACCAUGUUAUGGGUUUAUUUGUGUGGAAAUCAAAGCAGGCCUCUCAGGAAGGAAUGGCUGCCCAGAAAGCGCAGGAUGAGGAGUCUUCAUUGGGACAAGCCUACCUAAAAUACAUGGAUGCACUGACCUUAGAUGAAUCCAAGGCCAUCUACAACUUUCAUGUGGGACGUAUGCUUGUGAUACAGGGGAACUUUGACGAUGCUGUGAAAAGACUGGAAGUGACGCUGAACUGGAACCCUAAACAUCAGUUUGCCAAGUUCUAUUUGGGACUGGCACUUGCUUUGCAGAAAAAUGGACCUGGUGCCAGAUCUAAAGAAACAAUCCUCUAUCUGCUGGAGGCCAUGGAAACGCUCCUGACACAACAUACAAAGGCAGCCAUGACCUCAGAUGACCCCAGAGAUAUACCACCUGUACUUCAUUCAGACAAUUUGUUACGAUCAUCAAAUGUUCAUCUCCUGCGAGGAAUUGUCAAUGUAGGAAAGCUGUUACAGAGGAAUACCGAUGUCACAGACUGCAUGUCACCAGAACACAUAUUUCAUACCUCAGCCCUGCUGGCCUCCCAGGUCCUCCCCUAUAUAGCACGCGGAGACACCUAUAAACAGCUGGAGUGGGUGCUCCUGGAAUCCCACUCACAUCUACUGGACAGCCUGUUUAAGGACCCUGUGAAGAAUGCAGAUCUGAUAGAACAGCGCUGCCAGAGACUGUCUGCACUCAUCAUGAAAUCCACUCUACCAAUGAAUGAAGACUUGCUCAAUCUCCAAGAACAGACGUGUCAGAAGCUGGUGAACCUGAAUCCCUGCAGUAGUCUAUCUCUGUACAGACUGGGGGCCUCACAGUUUGCCAAGUAUGAGAACUGUCCCCCCGGGGACACCGCUAACAAAAUCCUGAACCAGUCCAUGAAGUCUUAUCAGGCCUGUAUCAGUAUGGAAGGAAAACCCGCCGCGGGAGGUCCCCCAGAGGCACUGACAGAACAGCAAUGGUGGCAAGAUAAAGUAAAAGCAGAGGAAGAGGCCAAAAAGGCAGAAGAAGCAAAGAAAGCUCCGCCACCAGCUGCCAAAGGAGGGGCAGCAAAACCUGCCCCUGCUGCCAGGGGAGGAGGGGCCGCUGGGAGAGGAGCACCUGCCCCUCGAGGGGCACCAGCAGCCCGGGGGAGAGGGGCACCUCCUACACAAGCCAGGGGUGGUGCAGCUGCAGGAAGAGGAGGGGCCACUAGAGGUGGGGCUGCUGCUAAGGCUCCUGCAGGGAAAGCGGCUCCUGCUCCAGCCCCAUCUAAACCUCCAGGUAAAGGUACACAUCAGUGUGACACUACGCCCCCAUCGAAACCCCCAGCAGGUAAAGCCACUGAACAACCAAAGAAAGAAGAAACCAAACCAGAACCUGCCCCAGAGCCUAAACCAGCUGACAGUAAACCAGCCCCAAUCAACCAGAAAACUUACCAUCCCAGACUUGGCCUGGCCCGAGCUUACAGAGCAACAGGAGAAAUUGACCAAUCAAAGAAGUUCUACAAUGAAGUCAUGGCUAUGGCACCAGAAGUUCAUGAUGCCUGCAUUGAAUUAGCAGAAAUGUUAGCAAAGACAGAUCCGAAGGGAGCUGUGGAUGUAUAUUGUAAAUUCCACAUCUCUGACCCCCCGACGUUUGACGAUGGCUACAUCCUGGGUGAGAUAGUGCGGCUUCUGAUGAAGGCCGAGGAUUACGAGGAUAAGAGACUGGUGAAGAACAUGAUCCUCUAUGGAAAAGUUUACGGCUUAGCUGUUCUGGAGAAGUAUGUGAAAAUUUUAGAAGAAAAAUUCAAGAAUAAAGUCCUACAGGAGGUUUAUGCGGGUGUGAAUGGUAAAUCUGUGGACGAUCCAGAUAUGCAGGCGUUCUUUAAAUUUAAAUGUUGGCUGUAGAUUACUUGUUAUUAUUACAGUAAUACAUAGACUAUGAAAAUCUCUCUCUCUCUCUCUCUCUCUUUAUGUAUUUUUAAGCAUUUUUUGAAAAGGGUAACUGACUGCAUAACUUCCGUGUGAUUUCUACCUGUGGGAUUCUGUGUAAUUGCAUAUUUUAGUACAUGUACAGUAUAUAAUUACACCGAGUUAAUAUUUAUUGCUGGUUUAGUUCUAAUAGAUGAUUGAUUUGAUUACCUUAGACGAGAGUAUGUGUUCUAUCUGUUAUGAAGAAUCUCAGUCAUUGCUUAGUGUCAGUAAAACAAUUUUUCCAAUUAUUUGGAAAUUCGGAUACAUGUAUUUCUAUGUGUGCAUUAAUUAGUAUUGCUUGUAAGGACAACUCAAUGAUUUUUGUGUGUAUUGAGUCUGAAUCAAUGAUUUUUAUUUGAAGUAUACAUAAUAUUUUUUUGUUUUUGUGAAGUAUACAUAAAAAUAAAAUUUAAAGUCAGUCAUUGAAAGAAUUUCUGUGAAAUGUGCCAAAUAACAGAGAUCUAUAUUUUGAUAUGUGACUUAUGGGGUUAGUAUAGGCCUAUUGACUAUAUAUAAUAACAAUAAAGUGAUAUUAAAACAAAUAAAA
Saccostrea cuccullata (small rock oyster) is the source of this 4140-nucleotide messenger RNA. RefSeq lists its product as uncharacterized. The record is from RefSeq and is a predicted model, not a curated record. Bases 204 to 3527 code for a protein of 1107 amino acids. The transcript is spliced from 21 exons. NCBI's taxonomy places the organism in Eukaryota, Metazoa, Mollusca, Bivalvia, Ostreida, Ostreidae. Gene Ontology annotation, molecular function: protein binding.